UCUCAGGCAACUCACAGACCAUUCCAAUGACUGUGAAGGCUAAAAGACGUGUACGCCCCCCGCAGGUGUUCAUCAAUUUCCGUGGAGAUGAACUCAGAGACAACUUCGUGAAUCAACUCGUAAGGGCCUUAAGAGAGGGAGAUAUCAAUGUUUUUAUAGAUCUCCAUGAGUUGAAGGGGAGGAAAUUAAAAACUCUUUUCACAAGGAUCGAGAACUCUAAAAUCGCACUUGCGGUUUUCUCCAAGAGGUAUUGUGAGUCUAAGUGGUGUUUGAAUGAGCUUGCCAAGAUGAACGACGAAAUGCAAGAAGGUAAACUCGUGGUGAUACCAAUCUUCUAUAAUGUAACAUCUCAUGAUGUGAAAAGAGCAGGCAACCUUGAUAGAGAAGCCGAUUUCGAAGGGGAAGAAGAAGAGUUCACUGUUCUUUUCAAGAAAAUGAAGGAGAAGCACGCAAAUAAUCCCAACCUGGUCAACAGAUGGGAGCUUGCCCUGAAGUCUGUAACAGAAAGAGUGGGCUUUUCCACAAAUGUAUACGGAAAAAUUCUGGUAAAGUCUAUAGUUCUGGAAGUUAGGAGACAUCUAGGCAUGCCCCUGGAGAAACCAAUGUCUGAUGUUGAUGUUGCUUCUGCUCUUUGGGCAAGUUCUGUCUUUAGUUAUAUCAUAGCUCCUCUGAUUUUUCCGGAUGUGAAAUUUUUCAAGACUGGUAAGUGGGUCUUAGGUUUUCCAUUUUUGGUUCUUGUCUGGCACAUUUGGGAUAGGGAAAACAAGAAAAAAGCACUGGCUUACAUCAGCCAAAUGAGUCAUAUCACCAUUUGGGAUGACAAGGAGAUUCAUAAGAAAUCAUCGGGUUUAAUUGGGUCGUGGAGAAGGCCUUAUCACAGCGAAUCGGCUGCGAUCCGCAAACAGAGUUCUUCAAGAUCCGUGAUUAGAAAAAGCCCUUUAGCAAAAAUAAAAGAUCCGUGAUUAGAUUUAUAAAGUCAUGAGGAGAAUCGCAAAAUAUUUGACAUUAUUCAUUUGUAAUGAUCUUUAGUUUUAUUCCAACAAAUGUGUGUUUUUCUGUUUUGUGAAAGAUUUUAUUAUAUCAUUUU
Messenger RNA from Eruca vesicaria subsp. sativa (arugula), 1087 nucleotides. The record is from the annotation of a GenBank genome assembly. NCBI's taxonomy places the organism in Eukaryota, Viridiplantae, Streptophyta, Magnoliopsida, Brassicales, Brassicaceae.